AUGCACUGCAGAGCUUACCUCUUGCUGGAAAGGGACUUCAACGAAUUGAAGCAGAACAAUUUUAAGGGUAUUACUGCCUUGCCUGUAAGUGAAGAUCUGAUGAAAUGGGAAGCCGAAAUUGAAGGUUUACAGAAUUCAAUUUGGAAAGGAUUAGUCUUCCAACUGACAAUAAAUUUUACACGGGAGUACAACUGUGUCCCUCCAGUUGUGAAAUUUAUAACAAUUCCUUUUCAUCCAAAUGUAGACCCACAUACUGGUCAGCCCUGUAUAGAUUUUUUGGACAACGCUGACAAGUGGAAUAAAAGGUAUACACUGAGCAGCAUCUUACUUGCCCUACAGGUUAUGCUUUCUAAUCCAGUGCUAGAGAAUCCAGUGAAUUUGGAUGCAGCCCGGAUACUGAUGAGCGAUGAAUCUAUGUACAAAUUAUUAGCUCUAAAACUCUGCAACGGGUCAUUACAAUUGGAAGAUAACAGCCUACAGUUAACCAAAGACCCACAUAAAUUUAUCAAAGCAAUUAAAGUAGUCUCAUUUAACGAUUACUACAAGACAUGGUCUGGAAUAGCUACCUCAAAAGCCACAGAAUACUACAGAACUCCAUUGCUUGAAGAUCCAAAAUUCAUUGGACAGUAUUAUAAAUGGAAGAAAAUGGAUCUACAGUAUCCUAAAGAAUGGAAUUUAAAGUAA
Messenger RNA from Cynocephalus volans (Philippine flying lemur), 684 nucleotides. RefSeq names its product ubiquitin conjugating enzyme E2 U (gene UBE2U). Gene Ontology annotation, molecular function: ubiquitin conjugating enzyme activity. The record is from RefSeq and is a predicted model, not a curated record. NCBI's taxonomy places the organism in Eukaryota, Metazoa, Chordata, Mammalia, Dermoptera, Cynocephalidae. The transcript has 8 exons. Gene Ontology annotation, biological process: proteasome-mediated ubiquitin-dependent protein catabolic process; DNA repair; protein polyubiquitination. Bases 1 to 684 code for a protein of 227 amino acids. Gene Ontology annotation, cellular component: HULC complex.